AUGACAAGUCAUAACGAAAAGUUCAAACUCGGCCUUGAGUCGUUCGAACUCGGGUUGAAUAAAUUCGCUGACAUGAGUUUCCAAGAGUUCGCCGCCAGCCGACUCGGCAGCCGAAUGAAGUUGCCAGCCGAGAAGUGGACCAGUUCGUGGAACUCUGACGACAACCAGUGGCUUCCGAAUCACGUGGACUGGAGGAAACGAGGAUUCGUGAGGGAUGUUGGAGAUCAAGGAUCUUGUGGAAGCUGUUGGGCUUUUUCAACUGUAGGGAGCGUGGAAGGACAAUGGUUUAAUGCGACUGGGGGAUACAUGGGGGAGGCUAUGGAGUUCCUAAUCAGGAACGGGUCAGUGAGUCAAGCAGACUACCCCUAUGUCUCCGGGGACUUCCGGUCAGAUGGGGGGAGGGUGUAUGAAUGCAGAGCGGGAGACAGAAUGAGAAGAAGGGCCACGGUCUCCGGCUUUGUAAGGUUGCCAUUUGGAAACGAGCGCAGAUUGAAAGAAGCAGUGGCCAACGUUGGACCUAUCUCAGUAGGCAUAAAUGUCAUAGACCAGUUCCAGGGCUACUCGGGCGGAGUUUUCUACAGCCAGUGUUGCCACGCGUGCGAACUAAACCACGCGGUGCUUCUGGUAGGCUACGGGACGAAUAGUAUGGGUCAGGACUACUGGCUGAUUAAGAAUAGCUGGGGGACGGGUUGGGGUUUGAACGGGUACGCAAUGAUGGCUAGAGGCAUGAACAAUAACUGUGGAAUAGCUAGUUACGCUCUCUAUCCAACUGUCUAA
This is a messenger RNA of Symsagittifera roscoffensis, 777 nucleotides long. Its product is annotated as cathepsin S-like. The transcript has 3 exons. The record is from RefSeq and is a predicted model, not a curated record. Gene Ontology annotation, biological process: immune response; positive regulation of apoptotic signaling pathway; positive regulation of peptidase activity. Lineage: Eukaryota; Metazoa; Xenacoelomorpha; Acoela; Convolutidae. Gene Ontology annotation, molecular function: cysteine-type endopeptidase activity; cysteine-type endopeptidase activator activity involved in apoptotic process. Gene Ontology annotation, cellular component: lysosome. Bases 1 to 777 code for a protein of 258 amino acids.